Molecule: messenger RNA, 1665 nt
Organism: Iphiclides podalirius (scarce swallowtail)
Lineage: Eukaryota; Metazoa; Arthropoda; Insecta; Lepidoptera; Papilionidae
Source: the annotation of a GenBank genome assembly
AUGUCGAUAAUUCAACCAGUGUUUAAGCUAGAAUUAAAUCAUAAAGUAACGCCAGGAGUUGUAAUUAUUGCAAAAUAUGAUGGAACACAUCCUUGUUUGACUGCAUCUGCCGGAUAUGACAAAAUAAUAAUUCAUCAUCCUUACGGGAGUAUUUUAGCAACCGGACGAGCUCAACGGUCACAUGCACAUGGAGAAGUAUCUGAACUGAAUGUCAGCCAGGCAGUUAUAGCCCUCGCAGCAGGCACCUUAAAGCCUGAUUGUUCCAGAGAUAUGUUAAUAAUAGGAUCACCGACACAGAUACUCGCGUAUGAUGUCCAUGAUAACUCUGAUCUCUUCUUCAAAGAAGCUUUGGAUGGCGUAAAUGUUUUGAUCACUGGCAGCUUUGGCAAAUUCAAUGAGAUGUUAGCCAUCAUUGGCGGCAACAGUUCUGUCCAGGGAGUAAAUUGGAGAGGGAAUGAGGUGUUCUGGAACGUUGUUGGUGGGAAAGUGUGUUCAAUGAUCAUCCUUGAUUUUGAUAAAGAUGGGGAGAAUGAGUUAAUAGUUGGGAGCGACGAUUCCUAUAUAAGAGUGCUAAAGAACAAUCAAUUCAUGGUGGAACUCGCCGAAACCGGCCCAGUGACUUGCCUCUCGGCCAUUAACGAAUCUAAACAGAAUGCGAUCGCGUUGCAAAUGUCUGGUGAAUCGCUGGCUUGCGCGUGGGCGAACGGGCGCUUGGACUGGCGGGACGGCGGCUCCGGUCGGGUGUUGAGGAGGGUGCAGAUGCGCGCCGGCGCUGCAGCGAUGCUGCUCGCCGACUACCGCUCGGUGGGCGCACCGGACCUCAUUUGCGUUUCUGAUAGGGGCGAAGUACUAGGAUAUCCGCCGUACCACGAGAACGUCGGGUUCAACGCUACUUCCAAUAAAACGGCGUCCGAAGAGGAGCGCCUCGCGAUCACCGAGUUGCUCAACAAGAAACAAGCUCUGAUGGUGGAGCUGCAACAUUACGAGGCAAAUGCGGCGAACGCGGGUUUGAGUCUCGACGAGCUACCAGCCACUGGAAUGCCGACGAAUACGCGUUUACAAGUCGCGGUCAACCCUAACGAAGAAGAGGGGUGUCUGGAUCUUGCCAUAUCCACAAACAACGAAACGAUAGUGCGAGCAGCGCUUGUAUUGGCCGAGGGCAUAUUCGAGAGUGGCGAGACCUUGGCUCGCCACCCGUCCUUGGCCCAGCUGCGCUCUGUGCUGCACGCCCCUUUGAAACCACCCAGGGACGUUCCCGUAGACGUUCACAUAAAGGCUCUUGUCGGUUACGCCGACAGCGAACAAUUCCAUAUUUUCGAGCUGACAAAGCAUCUGCCCCGGUUUGCUAUGUACACCAUGGCUACAUCUGCCGCAGCAAAUAAAACUGACAGCUGGGUAACAUUCCAAAUCACGGAAAGGCUACAGAGAAUCUGUAUCUGGAUCAACCAGAACUUUCUCCUUGAAGAGGAGUUGGAAAUAGAGAGUGAGGAUGCAAAAGAACUUAAUGCCAGUUUCCUAAGUCUAAGAGAUAAGUCUCGUUUGGAUAUGAACUUUGCAGUUAACGGAAAGGUCAAGUUCACAACUGCUGACAUUGGAUUAGCGGGUGAACUAAUCCAAAGUUUGGCAAACUAUCUGAAUUUAGGUGAUUUACAGGUUGACAUCAGC